AUGCCGCGCUCCUUCCUGGUCAAGCAGCCCUCCUGCAGCCGCGCGCCCAACUACGGCCGCCUCGAGACGCGCCGCCACGAGUCCAAUGGAUGGUGCCCCCCCUGGAGGGGGGUGGCACUCCCCCUCCAUGCCCAGGAGGGAGUGGCCGGCCGGGCAGCCCCCUGCGAAGCUGCGGCUGGCCUCUGGGACCCGGCCCCCGCCUGCCCGCCCCCUCCCGCCCCGCAGAGCAGCGAGGCCAAGGGGGAUCCUGGUGCCGGGGAGCAGGGGGGCAGCCGGCCCUGCGGCACCCCCCUCCGCGACAGCCAGAACAACCUCAAUCUCCCGUCGGCGCCAAGGAGGACUCCCCACCCCGGCAGCCUGGCGGAGGGAGGCGGCGGCAGGCUGCUGGGGGAGCCGGGUGCGGCUGCGGACCCGCUGGAGAGGCUGGCGUGCCCGGACUGCGGCAAGCCCUACCGGACCUUCUCGGGGCUGGCCCGCCAUCGGCAGCAGCGCUGCAGGCUGCAGGCGCCGGCGGCCCGGAGGAGCUUCAGCUGCAAGCACUGCCCCAAGGAGUACGCCAGCCUGGGGGCGCUGAAGAUCCACAUCCGCACGCACACCCUGCCCUGCGUCUGCAAGACCUGCGGCAAGGCCUUCUCCCGGCCCUGGCUGCUGCAGGGCCACAUCCGCACGCACACAGGAGAAAAGCCCUACAGCUGCUCCCACUGCAGCCGCGCAUUCGCCGACCGCUCCAACCUCCGUGCGCACCUGCAGACGCAUUCCGACAUCAAGAAAUACCAGUGCGGCGCCUGCCUGAAGACCUUCUCCCGGAUGUCUUUGCUGCUGAGGCACGAGGAAUCCGCGUGUUGUCCGGCGACCUGAUGCCGCUGCCUCCGGGAAGACAGAUCCACAGAUUCUGAAACCGUUGCGGGGCGGGGGAGGGCCCCCGGACGGGCGGCUGAAGACCUGCAGCGGCACGGAGGCGCCGGAGCUGGGCUGCAAGGCCGGAUCCUGUGGCGGCUCGUGCCUCCUCCUCGGAGGAAAGGGAGGCGUAACUCCCGCAACGGAAGGGGAGCCACCCCGGCUUGUGCAGCGAGGCAGCGGGGGGCCGCCGUCUGCCAGGCUGGCUUUCAGUCCCUCGCAUCCCAUUUCCCCGCAGAGGUGCCUCUUCCCGUCCCGGAUUUGUGGAGCUGUCCAAGCAGCCCAGGCGCGUCCUGGCGCCGCUCCUUGGAAUUCUCCCCAUUUUCUGCCUUCCUGGGCAGAGGCGUGUUGGAAGGAAGGAGGCCCGGUGCUUCUUCCACCGUUUAGCCUUUGCAUUAAAAAGCUCGGCCCUCCCUGCCCUGCUUUGGGUCCGUGGCGGUUUCCCUCCGUCCGCGUGCGUGCGCUAGCCAGCCCCCUCUUCUGCGUCCUUGUGGCCGUCCCGUGGGCCCUCGCCUCCCGGUCUCUAGCUUUGACGAGAGAGCUCGGCGGUGCCUUAAGCCAUCUCCUUGCCGCCGCACGGGUCUUCUGGAAAGAAGCGGGGCCCUGGGGCAGCGUCCCUCUGACUGCGAGCAGUUUUCUUGCAUGCCUUGCUGGGGAGCUGCCAACUCGCUUGCGCAGAGUCUCCUUUUCAUCUCGUGGCCUUUAGCGAAGCAGAGGCCGCAAGCAGCCCCGCUGGGUUCCCUGGGCCGUCGUGCCCCUUGCCCCCGGGUCCCAAUCCUGCGCGGGUUUCCUGGCUUUUGCCCUCCCUGCUCUAAAAGGCUGGGUUUUAAGCAGCAGUGAUUUGGCCUGCUCUGCCCAUGUGGCCCUCGAGGACUCCUGGGCGGUGGAAUUCAAGAGAAGGUGUCCAACCUUGGGCCAGGUGGUAUUUUUCAGCUCCCCCCCCUCCCUCUCUCUCUCUCUCUCUCUCUCUCUCUCUCUCUCUCUCUCUUUCUCUCUCUCUCUCUCUCUCUCUCUCUCACACACACACACACACACACACACACACGUGUUCACCCACUGAAAAUACUGCAGUGCGAGUUUUAGGAAGGCUUCAUCCAAACGGAUGGAGGUUUUCAAAGGAAUGUCAGUGCGGGCCGUGUCUCCAGUGGGGUGGCGAUGGAAGCACAGCCGUGCCGGAAGCGGCGGCACCCAGUUCUGGGUUCCUGGCUCGUGAUGCCCCCCGGAGACGCCCCGGGAACAGUCAGCACCCCGCUGGCCGCCCGAGGCUGGCGCCGGUUUUGCCACCUGCAGAGGAAUGCUCUGGCAGGCACACACUUGUUCUCCCAGAGGCCGGAUGGGGGCCGCCGCUGCUCCUCGGCGGCCUCGUCCCAGAGCGGCAGCGGGACCGUGAGGGGAGGAGGGCUGGAGCGGCGACGUCAGCCUGGCCGGGUGGCGAAGUCAGGCAAAGCCACGUUAAUAUUUAUCAUUUGGCCAGCGAGAGGAAGGGCCGCCGUGGCCUUGCCCAGAGUGCACACACCAGGCCCGGAGAUGUCGAGAAGGAAGGCGCAUUGUAAACGCAGUUCUAUUUUGAGCCGCCGAGCAUCUAAAUACGGCUCCCGCACCUGUUGUUCCGAGGGCUGGAGCAGGAAAGAAUGCUGCCCGGGCUAAAAUAAGCCCGAAUGUUUUCUCUCUGCAUCUCGUGGCAAAUGGAAAGUGCGUAUAAGCGCGGCGGUGGGAGGGCUGCCCUGCCGGCCGGCCGCUCAUCUGUCAUCCCAGGCCAAGGGCUGCGACGGAGCCGGGCGGAAUGAAUGAAUGAGUUUUUCCAGCCGUUCGCGGCUGGAAAGUGCACGACAUGCCGCUGAGCCCCGGGACAUGUUGCUCAUCCGUUCUGCCUAGAACAGUUCGGGGAGGGGGGGAAAGCUGAUUUGCCCCCCCCCCCACCCCAGGACACGCGCAAGAGCCGGCAGCCUCGCUUCACGGGUUGCUGCGCUAUUCUGUCCCGAGCAUUUGCAUCAAGUGGCCAAAGGCUGAAAUGGGCUGUUAGCACCAAAGUCCCGGGUUCGAAUCUCGCCUCAGCUGGCAGGCCUGGACAAGCCGCCCUUCCACAUCUGGACUUUCCCUGCCCUCCGCACCCCACACACACACACACACACACACUUCCAGCAUGGGGAUAAUGGGACUCUUUGUGGGGGUUUCUGAAUAUAGAAAGGGCAGGGCUUGAAUUCUCCCUUGGAUGCUAACUCGCAGGAGAGCAAACUAUGCGCCCAGGGAUGGGGCAAGGACCGAUUUCUUCAAUCCAGAUUCGUGGUGGUCUAGGGAGGCCGGGGGCUGGUGGAGACGCAGCCCCACUGCUGAAUUCCUCAGGGCAUCUUUGUGGGAAAAGGUUUUGCUCACACCCAUCGAUUCCGUCCAGUUGCAACAUGAAGUAUUUUGGCGUGUUGUAGCCUCGCAUGGGCUCUGCCACGCUUUAGGACAAACUGGCUGCUGCUGAAGACGAAAAGGCCGAGAGCUGUUUUGUAGACACAGAUCAAUGCAAUUUCCUGAGCUCUUGGGGCUUCCGUGUGGUUAUAACGUAUAAUGUAACUUAUGUUUGCCUUAUGGCUAAUGGGGCAGGAUAAAAAUCUAAUAAAUUAAUCAAAAAUAAAUCUAUGGGCGGUGCCGUGACAGACACCCACAUGUGAA
Varanus komodoensis (Komodo dragon) is the source of this 3558-nucleotide messenger RNA. RefSeq names its product snail family transcriptional repressor 3 (gene SNAI3). The transcript is spliced from 3 exons. The record is from RefSeq and is a predicted model, not a curated record. NCBI's taxonomy places the organism in Eukaryota, Metazoa, Chordata, Lepidosauria, Squamata, Varanidae. Gene Ontology annotation, biological process: regulation of DNA-templated transcription. Gene Ontology annotation, molecular function: RNA polymerase II cis-regulatory region sequence-specific DNA binding; DNA-binding transcription factor activity, RNA polymerase II-specific. Bases 1 to 858 code for a protein of 285 amino acids.